Messenger RNA from Tigriopus californicus, 1082 nucleotides. Its product is annotated as histone H3. Lineage: Eukaryota; Metazoa; Arthropoda; Copepoda; Harpacticoida; Harpacticidae. Gene Ontology annotation, cellular component: nucleosome. Bases 152 to 562 code for a protein of 136 amino acids. The record is from RefSeq and is a predicted model, not a curated record. The transcript has a single exon. Gene Ontology annotation, molecular function: protein heterodimerization activity; structural constituent of chromatin; DNA binding.
ACAUUGUUGAUGUGAAUAUCCAGCAUUACUAAUGCUCGGGUGGCAUAAACCAAGCAUUUUUCUCAUGACAAAGCUCCAUCCCCACUUGCUAUAAAUUCAAGACCCUGUUCCCAACAGGCAUCAGUCUUGAUUCAAGUUGUAAACAAGGACCAUGGCUCGUACCAAACAAACUGCCCGUAAAUCCACUGGAGGGAAAGCUCCUCGCAAACAACUGGCAACCAAAGCUGCCCGUAAAUCGGCCCCAGCCACUGGUGGUGUGAAGAAGCCACAUCGUUACCGUCCUGGAACGGUGGCUCUUCGAGAGAUCCGCCGUUACCAAAAGUCCACUGAGUUGCUCAUCCGUAAAUUGCCCUUCCAACGUCUGGUCCGUGAGAUUGCUCAGGACUUUAAAACCGACUUGCGUUUCCAAUCGAGCGCCGUUAUGGCACUGCAAGAGGCCUCUGAGGCCUACUUGGUGGGUCUCUUUGAGGACACCAACUUGUGCGCCAUCCACGCCAAGCGUGUCACCAUCAUGCCCAAGGACAUCCAGCUGGCCCGCCGUAUCCGUGGGGAGCGCGCUUAAGAUAUUAGUCCAGCCCUAGUGGGACAUGAGUUACUCAACAAUAGGCCUUGUUCAAGGCCAAAAACUUAUGACUUAAAGGAUAGAAAGCAGAGCCGCAAUUUUAAGUGUUCCUAGUGCAAUUUAUCGGGAACAUUGGUCUCCAUUUUGCAGGUCGCCAACUCAUUGGCUUUGAUACUCUUUGUGAUGCACUCUCUUGAGCAAUUCAGAGCAAUCGCUUGCGUGCGAAACGCCGUGGCCUAGGAUGAUGCAUUCUUGUGAGUAAAAUCAUGUCCAAUAAAAUUCGGUAAAUUUUUGUAACCAUGGCGUUAGUGUUUUCCUUAGAGCCACACAGAAGUUCUAUGCUUGUUGAACCAAUAGCCUGAAUGCCUGAAGAAUAGAUGAUCAACGGUUCCCAGCCAACGUUUUUAUAUUAGUGCUGUAACUUUCAUCUAAACCGAAUACCAGUCUUUUCCUUCACCUGCUUGGAAUUACAUCAUAAUCUUGUAUUUUAUCUCUUCAAAAGCAGAUCCUGUCAAAUUCA